This is a messenger RNA of Lagopus leucura (white-tailed ptarmigan), 3495 nucleotides long. RefSeq names its product solute carrier family 44 member 5 (gene SLC44A5). Gene Ontology annotation, molecular function: transmembrane transporter activity. Lineage: Eukaryota; Metazoa; Chordata; Aves; Galliformes; Phasianidae. Gene Ontology annotation, cellular component: membrane. Bases 91 to 2238 code for a protein of 715 amino acids. The record is from RefSeq and is a predicted model, not a curated record. Gene Ontology annotation, biological process: transmembrane transport. The transcript has 22 exons.
UGCGCGGCCGCCGCCUCCUCUCAUGCCUUCACGGCAACAAAGAGCGCGCUGAGCGGCGGGCUGCCGGAGCACGGAGGGCGCCGGGGGACGAUGGCGAGGAAAGGAGAAACCUCCGCGUCUCCCUACGGUGAACCAAGGAAAUUUGACCCAAAGUUCAGAGGACCUAUUCAUAACAGGCAUUGUACAGAUGUUAUUUGCUGUGUAAUCUUCAUAGUUGUCAUUCUGGGUUACAUUGCAUUAGGAAUUGUAGCUUGGGUACAUGGCGAUCCCAGGAAAGUGAUUUAUCCAACUGACAGCUAUGGGCAGUUCUGUGGUCAGAAGGACACCUUCAAUGAGAACAAGAGCAUUUUGUUUUACUUUAACAUUCUGAAAUGUGCCAGUCCGGUAGUGUUAAUUAACCUGCAGUGCCCUACAACACAGCUUUGUGUCUCAAAGUGCCCAGACAGGUUUGCAACCUACAUUGAUGUUCAAGCUUCCUACAGAUAUAGGCCAGAUCAGUGGAAUUACUUCAGGCAGUACUGCAAACCUGGUUUUAACAAUCCUCGCAAGUCUGUUGCUCAAGUCCUACGUGAUGAAGAUUGUCCUUCGAUGAUCAUUCCAAGCAGGCCUUUUCUCAAGAGAUGCUUCCCAGACUUCUCCACAAAGAAUGGUGUCUUAACUGUGGCAAACCAGACUACAUUCAAAGAUGGAAGAGGGAAAACAAGAAAUGUAACUGAUCUCAGGGAAGCUGCAAACGGUAUCAACAAUGUCCUGGAUGCAAGAUCAGUUGGAAUGAAAAUUUUUGAAGACUAUGCCAUUUCUUGGUAUUGGAUAUUAAUCGGGCUGUUCAUUGCAAUGAUAGUGAGCCUGCUCUUCCUUGUGCUGUUGAGGUUCACAGCUGGGGUUCUCUUCUGGAUUUUCAUAUUUGGUGUGAUUGGAAUUAUAGGCUAUGGCAUCUGGCACUGCUACUGGGAGUAUGAUCAUCUCAAAGGCAUACCUGGAUCUGACCUCACUGUUUACGACAUUGGAUUCCAGACAGACUUCCGCGUGUACCUACAACUGAGGCAAACGUGGCUAGCAUUUAUGAUAUUACUUUGUGUUGUUGAGAUCAUAAUCAUAUUGAUGCUGAUCUUCCUAAGAAAUAGGAUCCGGAUUGCUAUUGCACUGUUAAAGGAAGGUAGUAGGGCUAUUGGCUAUAUAAUGUCUACGUUGUUCUACCCAAUUGUCACCUUCAUACUCAUUGCAAUUUGCAUUUCCUACUGGGCUGUGACAGCUGUUUUUCUAGCUACAUCAGGAGAACCUGUGUAUAAAGUAAUGGCUAAUCAAACACUGUGCAAGUAUGCAAACCUGACUUGUGACCCAGAGACAUUUAAUACAACCAAUGUAACAAAAUUAUGCCCAGGUGCUCAAUGUACAUUUGCUUUUUAUGGAGGAGAAAGCCUGUACCAUAAGUACAUCUUCAUCUUUCAGUUAGCCAAUGCCUUUGUCUUUCUGUGGCUGGUAAACUUUGCAAUUGCACUGGGUCAGUGUACCCUUGCUGGUGCCUUUGCCUCUUACUACUGGGCUUCUCGAAAACCAGCUGACAUUCCACUGUGGCCGCUCUUCUCUUCAUUUGGACGGGCAAUACGAUACCAUACUGGUUCACUGGCAUUUGGAGCCUUAAUUCUUGCAAUUGUCCAGCUGAUCAGAGUAAUACUGGAGUACUUGGAUCACAAACUGAAAGGUACACAGAACUCCUUCACUAGAUUUCUACUCUGCUGCCUCAAAUGCUGUUUCUGGUGUUUGGAAAGAUUCUUAAAAUUUAUAAACAGAAAUGCCUACAUCAUGAUUGCCAUAUAUGGUAAAAACUUUUGCACCUCGGCAAAGGAGGCGUUCUUUCUGCUCAUGAGAAAUGUGGUGAGAGUUGCAGUUCUGGACAAAGUCACAGACUUUCUUUUAUUCCUGGGGAAAAUUCUCGUAGCUGGUGGUGUAGGUGUUCUCGCGUUCUUCUUCUUCACACAGAGAAUACCAGUCUUUGCCCAGGAAGCACCAGCACUAAACUACUACUGGGUACCAUUGUUGACUGUCAUUAUUGGCUCCUACCUAGUGGCACACGGGUUCUUCAGUGUCUAUGCAAUGUGUGUUGAUACACUUUUCCUCUGCUUUUGUGAAGACCUGGAAAGAAAUGAUGGAUCUACAGCAAAACCCUACUUCAUGUCAGCUAGCCUCCACCGAAUUCUAGGGAAGAAGGAGCUAAGCCCUAAGAAGGCAAUAGGAUAACAUGCAAUAAACCUCAGCAUCAAAACAGUGUCACUUUUAAGCAAAAUGUGUGUAAAUUAGGCACAAGUAAAUACUGUAAAUGAUGCUUCUGGUUAAUGGGUGAUUCUUUUUUCCUCUUGCUUACAUCUUUAAAAAAUCAGCAGCAUUGAUAAUGUUUUAUUAGUUUAAAAGCUUAAGCUAACAGCUGUGAAACAAGGCCACAUUUUAGUCUAUAGAGUGCCUAUGGAAAGAAAAAAUGUAAAUUUGAAGCUUUUGUAAGUCUAUAAUAAUGUUUUAAUAACUUUUUUAACACAAGUUGCUGCCUUAAAUGACAGCAGUUUUGAUAACAUUUCUUUUUAUAAGUGUAUAUUUGUAAAAGAUAUUCAGGCAAUUUUUUGAAAGCACUAAAUGUAACCUAAUUAGCCAUAAAAAAGAUAGUUUGGGAGUCUCUAGUUAACCAGAGAUGCUACUAAAUCUGUAAAUAUGGUGCUAUGAUUGUAUUUUUUGUACAUGCUGGUUGUCAGCUAUUUAAACUGUGAUUAUACAUGCAUUAAUGGUUCCCUACACUGAAAUGUAAUAACGUUUUAAUCCCGUUGACAAGUGUGUGUUCUGAGAAGUGAUGGUACGUGUAGUCCUGAAGAAAGCAAUCUGAGAAGACUACUCUCUCUGUUGGUGCUGCUUAAAGUGAAGUUUUCUUUGAGCUGUGCUUGAAAGAUGAUAUAAUUGAGACAGGAUCCUAUGGUGCUUCAAAGAGAGAUCUGUGGUUCACACAGACGAAGUUCUGUCUGAUCCACGUUGGCAAAGAUAUCAUUUCCUAGCUGAUGUGUAAAAGACAGAUACUUGUGUUAAUAUCCUGUCUUCAGUGAGUCUUUGUAUUCUACAUUAUGAGGAAGUUGAGCUGCGCUGAGAGGAAAAUGGAACGCGAUAUUUUGUUUUCCUUGCAAGGAAGUUUUGGCUGUAUAUGUACACAGGACCUCCGCUGCAUCUGCCUAGUUCAGAAAGGCUUCUCAGUAGGUACUGCAAUGGCAGCGUGGGUUCUGAGAUCCAAGGCGUGCACUUCCUGCAGGUCUCUGGUCUCUCAGUGGCUUAUACAGUAAGAUACGAAAAUAAGAUAUUGGACUGGAGUCUCCUCAUGGUGCAGCAUUAAUUAGCUACUGGAAGAAACUCCAAAAGAUUUGGUGUCCUCUUUGAGACUCGUUAAGAUUGUUGGUUGUUAGAAUUUUUUUUUUUUUUUUUUUUUUUUUUUUAGGAAAAGCAUAUUAACAUUCUGUUCAGGCC